AUGGAAGAGUAUGUUGACAUUCGAAGUCAUUCUGAUAUUACUUUCAAUGCCCAGUCAAAAGUGAAGGCCUUGGAGAUCGUUGAAAAGGCAACAAAUGCUAUCCUCAGCCGCAACUUCCACCGGUUGGCUGGGAAUUGCAUUUCUUUGAAUUUUCUGUUAGUUCACGAUGGUGGUCGUAGAGAUGGUUUUGAUCAAUUUAUGGUUUUUAUUGGAGAAAUGAAAGCUGGAAGUACGUCCAAGCUUAUUGUCGAUGCGCUGUUGCAGCGUUUCCUUCCACUUGCCAAGCGUCGAAUUGAAACAGUUCAAGCACAAGCAACGGAAUUAAUAACAUACAUGAGAACAGAUGGGCUAAACAUAUCAGAUGAAGUGGCAAAGGAUGGCCAGUCCUUUAUUAUGUAUACUUCAUUGUUGCUGCUAGAGAUUCCCUUCCUCUUGAUUCCAUUGCCCGAUUGA
Molecule: messenger RNA, 453 nt
Organism: Fraxinus pennsylvanica
Lineage: Eukaryota; Viridiplantae; Streptophyta; Magnoliopsida; Lamiales; Oleaceae
Source: the annotation of a GenBank genome assembly